CUUCCGCUUCCUCCUGCCUCCUGUCCCCUGCUGCUGGGCUCUGGGUCCCUCACCAGGCUCUCCACACCCCUGGUACCCGCAGAAACGCUCCACACCCUGAGCUGUCACCGCCGCCGCUCCCCAGGCCCCAGACACGAUGCAGGCCAUCAAGUGUGUGGUGGUGGGAGAUGGAGCCGUGGGCAAGACCUGCCUGCUCAUCAGCUACACCACCAACGCCUUCCCGGGAGAGUACAUCCCCACUGUGUUUGACAACUAUUCAGCUAAUGUGAUGGUGGACAGCAAGCCGGUGAACCUGGGGCUGUGGGACACAGCCGGGCAGGAGGACUACGACCGCCUCCGGCCGCUCUCCUACCCGCAGACGGAUGUCUUCCUCAUCUGCUUCUCCCUUGUCAGCCCAGCCUCCUAUGAGAACGUCCGUGCCAAGUGGUUCCCCGAGGUGCGACACCACUGCCCCAGCACACCCAUCAUCCUGGUGGGGACAAAGCUGGACCUGCGGGAUGACAAGGAGACCAUCGAGAAGCUGAAGGAGAAGAAGCUGGCGCCUAUCACCUACCCUCAGGGCCUGGCACUGGCCAAGGAGAUAGACUCAGUGAAAUACCUGGAGUGCUCGGCCCUCACCCAGAGAGGCCUCAAAACCGUCUUCGACGAGGCGAUCCGCGCCGUCCUGUGUCCCCAGCCCACGCGGCCGCAGAAGCGCCCCUGCAGCAUCCUCUAGGGGUUGCAACCAGUCCUCCCAGCCAGAUGGUUCUGACUCUCCAAGGCCGCCACUCAAAGCCUGAUGGUACCCUGGCUGGCCAUGCUGUCCCCUCCCUGUGGCGUUUCUUAGCAAAUGGUUGCAGAGCUUGGUUGAUCAUCUUCUCUGUGCUGGACGCCCCCUUGGGCCCAAAGGUGUGAAUUUGUAGCUGCUGCGUGCCAAUCCCCUCAUGCUACUGCCUUCCCAGGGGCAAGAGGGGAGCCCCAGGACUCAAUAAGCCACCCCUGCAUUACUGUGGUCAGUGCCACAUGGCAGCGUCUACCCAUUUACUCCUGUCUCACCUGACGCCUGAAUCCCCUCCAGAAAACUUGGUCCAGAUGGUUGCUGGCCACCAUUUGUAUAACUUCAGAAACGGGUCUCUUACUCUUACUGAGACAGCCUAUUCCAAUACUGAUGGCCCAGCUUGUCUGGAAGUUCUCCUGCUGAGCUAAAAUGAGGGUCUCAGAAGUUUGUCCCUCUGGUCUUAGUUCUUCUUUUGAGACAAGAACAAAACAAACCAGAUUUUCUCAAUCUCUGUGGGCAUCUGCCCAGCCAGUCAAAAGCCUGGGUCCAGCUGACUCCUGCCAUCUCUCAAGUCUUUCUUCUCCACUCACAGGAUCCUGAGCUACAUUUACCUGUGAGAGUCUUAAACUUUCAGACCCUGCCAGUCAGGACUUUGGCUACUGCAAACAAAAAGCCCAAUUCAACCUGCUUAAGCAGAAAAUAAAUUUAUUGAUUCAA
Molecule: messenger RNA, 1474 nt
Organism: Rhinolophus ferrumequinum (greater horseshoe bat)
Lineage: Eukaryota; Metazoa; Chordata; Mammalia; Chiroptera; Rhinolophidae
Gene: RAC2
Product: Rac family small GTPase 2
Exons: 7
Coding region: 137-715 (192 amino acids)
Biological process (GO): small GTPase-mediated signal transduction
Molecular function (GO): GTPase activity; GTP binding
Source: RefSeq, a predicted model, not a curated record